Messenger RNA from Oikopleura dioica, 384 nucleotides. NCBI's taxonomy places the organism in Eukaryota, Metazoa, Chordata, Appendicularia, Copelata, Oikopleuridae. The record is from the annotation of a GenBank genome assembly.
AUGAAUUUCGUUGCUCGAGCCAUUUCCAGACGAACUUUCGCUUCGACUCGCCCUGUUCUUGGAAAAGUCUUCGAUCUUGGCGACAAAUCUGAAAUUUCUGGCAUUUUGCAAGAAUCGCCAAAUCUUUUGGUCGACUUCCACGCUUCCUGGUGCGGCCCUUGCAAAAUGAUGGAUCCUUGGUUGAAAAACGUCAUCGCCCAAGAAGAUGACGUAAAUCUUUUGAAAAUCGACGUCGACGAGUUUGAAGAUAUCUCCCUCGACUUUCAAGUGCGGGCAAUGCCGACUGUUGUCUUUUUGAAAAACGGCGACGAAGUGAAUAGAUUUGUCGGAGCUAGAGACGAGUCUGGAAUCAAAGAAUUUAUUGUCAACUCUAUGGAGCGCUAA